AUGUCCAAGCAAACGAUUCAAAAAUUGAAAAUUAAAACCGGAAGUUGCAACCGAUGCUUCAAAGAAUACAACUUGUAUAAAGUUGAGCUUCAAAAGGAAUUGGAACGACUCACCACCAUGCAAAAUAAAGGAGAAGAGGAAACUAAAUUGAGACAACAACAAAAUGUGAUUGAGGAAACCAAGCAAAUGAUUCCAAAUUCUCAAUCCCGAUUACAACAAGCCUACUCUGAUUUGAAGAAGUUUUUAGAAGAAGUGAAAGAUGACCAAACUUUGCUUGAAACACCUGAAUACAAAACUGCCCUGACCGCAAUUUCUCAAGUCGAGGAAUCGAACAAUGUAACUCCAUAA
Messenger RNA from Naegleria lovaniensis, 348 nucleotides. RefSeq lists its product as uncharacterized. The transcript has a single exon. NCBI's taxonomy places the organism in Eukaryota, Heterolobosea, Eutetramitea, Acrasida, Naegleriidae. The record is from RefSeq and is a predicted model, not a curated record. Bases 1 to 348 code for a protein of 115 amino acids. Gene Ontology annotation, molecular function: beta-tubulin binding. Gene Ontology annotation, biological process: post-chaperonin tubulin folding pathway; tubulin complex assembly. Gene Ontology annotation, cellular component: microtubule cytoskeleton; cytosol.